Messenger RNA from Lymnaea stagnalis (great pond snail), 1479 nucleotides. NCBI's taxonomy places the organism in Eukaryota, Metazoa, Mollusca, Gastropoda, Lymnaeidae. The record is from the annotation of a GenBank genome assembly.
CAAAAGCCAGAUCUAGAUCGGACAACGAAUGUUGGAAACUGCACGGAAGAGCCAAACGGACAUCUUCCCCAGGCUGUAGAAAUACUGGAAGAUUUAGAUUUUAGAUUCUUUGAAAAUUGUACUAUAGAAAUAUUCCUAAAUGUAUUCAAAGCACCGCUUACCAAAGAGAAGUAUUCCGAAAUGUAAGAAAACAACACGAGAUUUUUAAUAAGAAGAUCAACGAUAAGAAUACAGGAAAGUGUGUAAGAGCUAAGUGUGUAAGAACUAAAUGUGUAAGAACUAAUUGUGUAAGAGCUAAGUGUGUAAUGGCUGAGUGUGUAAGAACUAAGUGUGUAAGGGCUAAGUGUGUAAGGGCUAAUUGUGUAAGAGCUAAGUUUGUAAGAGCUAAGUGUGUAAGAACUAAGUGUGUAAGAACUAAUUGUGUAAGAGCUAAGUGUGUAAGGGCUAAGUGUGUAAGAGCUAAGUGUGUAAGAGCUAAGUGUGUAAGGACUAAGUGUGUAAGAGCUAAGCGGUCGCUUUUGCAGAUUGCGAGAAAAAAUAUCCAUACGGAUUUAAAGGUCUCUCGGCCUUAAAUAAUGGAGGUGGUGUGUCUGAACACAUUCAUGGGCACCAAUCAUGUCAAAUGUACACCACAGUCAUGCUCUGUCAACGGACACCUUUUUGGAGCUAAAACAAAUCCUCUAAUUAGAGGCAAAACACGGUGAGAUGUUCUAUAAAAGCUUUCCAAAAGUCUGAACAAUCAGAUGGUAAUCUUCACCAAUAUAUGAUAAUAAUUUAUUGUUUAACACUCAGUCAUCACUUCAAUGUAAGCGAAUUCUCGAUUUUGUUUAAAUUAUGGAAUUAAGUUCGUCAUAAAAAAAUUUUUUUUUAGAUAGUGAGAACGUAGAGAUGGAACUAUGAGCUUAAACUGAAAAUUCUACAGAAAAACAAGCUGGUCUUAUUAUAAUAUCUGGUCUCAGUAGAAUAUCUGGUCUCAAUAGAAUAUCCGGUCUCAUUAGAAUAUGUGAUCUUGGUAGAAUGACCGGUCUCAAAAGCAUAUCUGGUAUCAGUAGAAUGUUUUACUGUUUCUAUAACAUUAAUAAUUGUUUACUCUUACUACGUUCAUUAUAGUCAUUGUGGUGGUUUUGUUUUCUUUUCGUUUCUUAUAAUAUAAUUUAUAGGAAUAUUAAAUUUUUAAACGAACCAUUCCCCGAAAAGAGUUUAGAGAAUAAGUAAUUAUGUAAAAACUGAAAUGUGAAAGAUUAAAUUGACAAAAUUUUAAAUUGCGGUAAAUAGUAUUCCUCUAGUUAAUAAAGCCCUUAUAUGUACAGAAGGGCCACCUUUAGGAUAUUUAUCAAUCGCAGGAAAGAAAUUGAAAUUGAUAGACCUUAAAGACACAUUUUUAUACUUAAGACAACAAGUAGAAGUGGGGUAUAAAGGACUCUUUUGCAGGUAUUCCAAAAAACAAUAUUACCUCACCAAAGAUUACUAAAACAUGAC